Molecule: messenger RNA, 2328 nt
Organism: Vollenhovia emeryi
Lineage: Eukaryota; Metazoa; Arthropoda; Insecta; Hymenoptera; Formicidae
Product: cytochrome P450 9e2-like
Exons: 4
Coding region: 604-2127 (507 amino acids)
Molecular function (GO): iron ion binding; monooxygenase activity; heme binding
Source: RefSeq, a predicted model, not a curated record
ACAGCCAAUUAGUAUCGCGGAAAAGCGGCAAUAAUACUUCGAGAUAUGCGACUAAUGCGACUAAUCGACUUACAUGCCUUUUUUAGAAGUGGAUAGAUAUUCGUGCAUGUCAUUCUUUUGCUCCGAUAACGCGUCACUGCACAUAUCCGUUCAGCAGUAGCAUUAGACAGACAGCCCUAAAAUAGUUACUUGUGGAUCAUCGGAGCUGAGGACGGGACUUGUCGCGUGUAAAGUUAAACUGUGCAAUCUCGCGGUCGACUCCGACGAUCAGUGGUCAUUGUUCAAUCGAUCGUAUCGUUAGUACAAAUUGUGCCAGUUCAGACAAGAAUUCUUCUCCGGACUGCAUUCCGCCUCCUAGCGCUCGCAUAUAUGCACUCUCUUGAGGAUAAGUCAAAACUACUCGAAAAUAAAUGAAAUAUUACAUACCAGUGCUAUUUAACUGCAAAAUAUUGUUCUAGUAACAGACGUUCGUAGCGAUUCGUAUCAGCGACAUCGCUAAUGUGAAAUACGCUUUACCAAUUAUUUGCUCGGGAAUAAGUGUUUCGGACCUUCAAAAAGUCUUAAUUCUCCUAAAUUCAAGAAAGUUUUCGAGUAACACACGCCAUGAACGUAUCAAUUUUAUUGUCAAUCGUAAUUGGUAUCCUCGCCAUCGUUCAUUACCUCUUCAGAAAUUUUAACUUCUUCAAAAGACAACAUGUGAUCCACAUACCGCCAAUGCCAAUAUUUGGUAGCUUGGCUUCACUUCUACUUCGUCAAUCGUCAUUCGUCGAGCUCAGUAAGAGCAUAUACAAUUUCAAUCGAGACGCAACAUACAUUGGAUUUUAUGCCAUGACGAAGCCGAUACUCAUGCUGCGCGACCCGAAGCUUAUCAAAGAAGUCGCCGUCAAGAAUUUCGACAAAUUUCCUACUUCGCCCGUUUUCCUCAAUUGUAAUGAUGACGUUUUCACACGGAAUUUACUUGCUCUACAGGACACGAAAAGAUGGCGGAAUAUAAGACAUUUACUGAGCCCCUUCUUUUCAUCUGCUAAAAUGAAAGCUUUAUUUACUUUGAUGUCGGAAUGCGCUGUGGUCUUUACUGAAUUAAUAUCAACAGAGAAGGGAAGCGAUAUGAAUAUGAGUACUAUGUUCGAUAGAUAUACGAACGAUGUAAUUGCUCUGUGUUGUUACGGAAUGGAGACCAAUUCUAUGAAAGAUCCGACAAACAAGUUCUACAUUUUCGGCAAGAGAAUUACUCAUUUGUCGAUAAUUGCCUCACUGAAGUUCAUUUUCAUUAGAACCUUUCCGAGACUCGGACGAAUAUUCAAUAUAAAACUUAUGGACAAUCAGGAGAUGAGAUAUUUUCAGGCCAGUAUAAGGAACGAAAUCACCACUCGCUAUGCCACGAAGAUGACACGUCCGGAUAUGAUACAAUUGAUGAUAGAUAAUAAUGAAAGCAGUGCAAAAAGAGUGCAAUUGGAUAUGGACGACAUGAGCGCACAUGCCUACUCUUUCUAUUUCGCUGGCUUUGAAACUAGUUCAGCCGUGAUGUCUUUCAUAGCUUAUAAUAUUGCGACUAAUCCAGACGUGCAGAUCAAGCUGCAGCAAGAAAUAGAUGAAAUCCUGAAGGAGUCGAACGGAAACGUAAAUUACGAAACCAUUAACCAACUCGAAUAUUUAGACGCGGUGGUAAAGGAAGCACUCAGACGUUUUGCGUCUUCCGUCACAGAAAGAAUGUGCAAUGAAGAUUUUGAAUUGCCCCCUGCGUUGCCGGGGGAGAAGCCUUUCAUUGUGAAGAAGGGCAUGUGGGUUUGGAUUCCGAUACACGCAAUUCAUCACGAUGAGAAAUAUUAUGACAACCCCGAGGAAUUUUGCCCGGAAAGAUUUUUAGAUAACAAAAUUGAUACUUCGCUUUAUUUUCCAUUUGGAUUAGGGCCGAAAAUGUGCAUGGGCUAUAGAUUCGCCACAUUGAUGACGAAAAUCGUUAUAUUUCAUCUAUUAGCUCGAUGCGACUUGAAACCCUGCUCGAAAACCAAGUCACUAACGUACAGCAAGAAAAUGAUACAAAUGAUGCCGGAGAAUGGAUUUUGGUUGAAUGUUAAGCAGAGAAACAAUAUUGAAUGGGAAUCUCAACUGGACCGCGCUUUCUAGAUGUUCGGCCAUGGCAAAAAAUUUAUUUAAAAAAUAAAAACACAUUCAUCUGGAGGAAUGACAGAACAGCUUGUACUACAGAACUAGUUCACACAUAUGCUUGUGUGCUAUGUAAUACGGACGCUUUACAAUGCAUAUAUAAUUACAAAAACUAGUUUUAAUAUUUCUUAGGUGAAAAAAAUUUUAAUUUUGUACUGUAAU